CGCAGUGUUGCAUGAAAAUCGCCAUAUCAUUUAAUUGAAGUACGCCCAUCUUAUUAAUGAUAAUUUCCACCAAUUUGUUUGAAGUCAAAUUAUACCUUGAAGGUCAAACAACCGUUACAUAUUUUCGUAUAAAAACAAAUAGCCGAUUAGAAUAAAGCUAGUUCCUAGUAAGUCUACUUUAAGCACUUACCUAAACUAAGAAGAGAGCAAAGUGAGCAACAUGUUCGAUGAUCUUCAACUGAUCCAUAUGAGUGUGCGAAUCUUACGUUUCUGGUCACUGAUCUAUGAGCACACCUGGCGACGUUAUGUUUGUCUGUCGAUGACGACGUUUUUGGUUUUCACACAGCUCUACUAUAUGUUCCGCACCAGUGAAGGCAUCGUCUCCAUAAUAAGGAAUUCUUACAUGUUGGUUUUAUGGUUCAACACCAUACUUCGGGCUUACCUUUUGCUGUACGAUCGCGAAAAGUACGAAAAGUUGCUGAGCGAUUUGGAGAAGUUUAACUUUGACUUGAAGCAAUCAAAGGAUUUUUAUAUACAAGACCUGCUGGCAGAAGUCAACAAGACCGGAAAAUACAUGGCACAAGGCAAUCUCUUUCUGGGGCUGCUCACUUGCUUUGGUUUUGGUUUCUAUCCGUUCUUUGUCAACGAAAGAGUUUUGCCCUUCGGCAGCAUGAUUCCGGGCGUGGACGAAUACAAAAGUCCAUUCUACGAGUUCUGGUAUUUCUAUCAAAUGAUAAUUACGCCCAUGGGCUGUUGCAUGUACAUUCCCUACACAAGUUUGAUCGUCGGUUGUAUCAUGUUCGGCAUUGUGAUGUGCAAGGCCUUACAGUUUCGGCUGAAGACGUUGCACCGCGUGAGGCACGAUGAACCGCUCAUUCGCAAGCAUGUUAGAGAGUGCAUACGCUAUCAACUGUGCAUUAUAGAUUACAUCGCACGCGUAAACUCAUUGACGACUUAUAUCUUCCUCUUGGAAUUCCUCGCCUUCGGCACACUGUUGUGUGCUCUCCUAUUCCUGCUAAUCAUUGUCGACUCCUCAGCGCAGGCGAUUAUAGUUUGCGCCUACAUUGCCAUGAUAUUUGCACAGAUACUGUCACUGUAUUGGUAUGCGAACGAACUGCGCGAGCAGAAUCUUGCAAUCGCUGCUGCGGCCUACGACACAGAAUGGUUCACCUUUCCGAUACCAGUGCAAAAGUAUAUUCUCUUGAUGAUCUUGCGCGCUCAAAAGCCACCAGCGAUAAUGGUUGGCAAUACUCAGCCUAUUACUUUGGAGCUUUUCCAGUCCCUACUCAACGCCUCCUAUACUUACUUCACUUUGCUGAAACGUGUUUAUACUUAA
This is a messenger RNA of Zeugodacus cucurbitae (melon fly), 1336 nucleotides long. It is a transcript of the gene Or49b, whose product is annotated as odorant receptor 49b. Gene Ontology annotation, cellular component: plasma membrane. The record is from RefSeq and is a predicted model, not a curated record. Gene Ontology annotation, molecular function: odorant binding; olfactory receptor activity. Gene Ontology annotation, biological process: sensory perception of smell; detection of chemical stimulus involved in sensory perception of smell. The transcript is spliced from 7 exons. Lineage: Eukaryota; Metazoa; Arthropoda; Insecta; Diptera; Tephritidae. Bases 221 to 1336 code for a protein of 371 amino acids.